Molecule: messenger RNA, 1560 nt
Organism: Closterium sp. Yama58-4
Lineage: Eukaryota; Viridiplantae; Streptophyta; Zygnematophyceae; Desmidiales; Closteriaceae
Source: the annotation of a GenBank genome assembly
AUGAUGACUUUCCCAGUCGCUGGAGCGUUCAUGUUCCUCCUGAUAAGUACAACUAUGGUGUCUGGCCAAACUGAUAGUAACUGGGUUAUCAGCUCCACGCUCCUUUCCAACUGCACGGCUUUUUAUGAUGACAAUGUGCUGCAAAGAGGCGACUUUGGAGACGGCUUUGUGUUUGGGGUGGCGACAAGUGCGACUCAGGUUGAAGGAGCACCAUCGGAGGGAGGUCGAGGGCCCAGCAUUUGGGACGUGUUUGCCGCAGUUCCUGGAAAAAUUGCGGAUUCUUCACUACCCAACAUCACCACGGACCAGUACCACAAGUUCUUGGAGGACAUCAAGAUUAUGAAAGAACUGGGCGUCACGUCCUACCGACUAUCACUCUCGUGGUCGAGGAUUUUGCCAGACGGCAUUGGUGAGGUCAACUCGGCAGGUAUCGACCACUACAAAACUGUUAUUGCAGCACUGAAGGCAACAGGCAUUGAGCCAGCAGUGACGCUGUAUCACUGGGACUUGCCAGACUAUCUUCAUGUGAACUGGGGUGGCUGGCUGAAUGCUUCAAUAGUGGAUGCGUUCACCAACUACGCGGAAGUUUGCUUUGAGGCGUUCGGUGCUGAUGUCAAGACAUGGAUCACUUUCAACGAACCAAUGGAAACCUCGAUUCAGGGAUACGGGACAGGAGGAAUGGCUCCAGGCAGAUGUUCAGACAGAGAAAUUUGUGAAGAAGGGGAUUCUGCAGUGGAAUCGUACCUUGUUGCUCAUAACAUAUUGAGGUCACACGCUUCUGCUGUUGCUUCUUACAGAGCCAAUUAUCAGAAGCUGCAGGAAGGUCGCAUUGGCAUCACUCUAGAUUCCCAGUUUUACUUCCCCAUCAAUCAGUCCGAUGAGAACGUUGCAGCAGCUAACCGAGCUCUUGAAUUCUCAUACGGAUGGUUCGCUGACCCAGUUUACUUUGGAGACUACCCAGAGUCCAUGCGAACCCUUGUUGGUGACCGUCUGCCUCAAUUCACAGCUGCGGAAAGGCAGCAGCUUAUUGGUUCUGCAGACUUCUUUGGGCUCAACUUCUACACUGCUCUGUAUGUCUGGCAAGGGUCUGCCAGCGCCCCUGGAAUCGCGUGGAGUGACAGCCAAGUGGGAACCUCAAGCACCAACCCACUGACCGGUCAAGUCAUUGGUGCAUCAACUGGCUCAUCUUGGCUGAAGGUGGUCCCAGAAGGCAUGUAUGGAAUGUUGAUGUGGAUCACGGGUCGUUACAAUAGCUUUCCGAUCAUGAUUACUGAAAACGGGUCGAGUGAUGUCAACGACCCUAACAUUUCGCUGGAGGCUGCACUUUGUGACGAUCAGCGCCUUAACUUCUACAGGGACUACCUCAGCAAUGUGCUGAAGGCCAAGAAGGAUGGAGCAAACGUCCAGGGGUACUAUGCGUGGUCCCUUCUGGACAACUGGGAAUGGGCUCGUGGCUUCUUGGAGAGAUUCGGCAUUGUCUUUGUUGACUUUGCUAACCCUGGCCUUCCUAGAUACCCCAAGGCUUCGGCAUUCUGGUGGCAGAAGUUUCUCAGCACUUGA